AUGCAGCUUAACGUUCGAUACUUACAGUUAUUACAUAACGGAAUUCGUAGACACGGUUCCGGAACACUUGAUAUGAUGUACUGGAUUCUAAAUCACGGUGUGGCAAAUGUCGAUGUCCAGGUGGUAAAAAUCGCCGAAGCCGGGAUAAGCGCGUAUUCAAAGAUGCCAUCAUCACUAAAUGCUUCGAUGACAGAUUCAAUCACAAGGGCUAUUGAUAGGACACCGAUAGAGAUUUGGACGCUCAUCCUCCUCAGUGCAAUCCACCAGUCACUUCUUCCCUCUUCCGACAAAUCUCUCCUCCCAAACAUUCACAUUUUCAACAAUCACCUGGAACACUUGGGACAAGAUACUGAAGAAACAUCCGUUAACUUCCGCAUACUGGAGAGGUCAUUAUUGCUACUAGAAGCUGAAGACUCCACGAAACAUCUCGCUCGAGUCAACUACUCUGCAGUAAAAGCCUUGACUCUUACGGAUUACCCGGAAAAUCACACACAUAUUAGUCUGUUCACAGAUCUAAGACUCCUGUCCACGUUGUACUUGGAUCCAGAUAGUAUACAGUCUACAUUUCCAACACUCCUACUCACUCUCACUCACCUUCAAGUUCCUCGUAUAUAUGUCGAACAGGACCGCGACGCGGAAGUAAACCUGGCAUUUCCGCGUCUGCAAACCCUCAAUAUUAACCUCUCUGCCCAGGUUUUAUACCGAGGCAAAAGACCUAUGACAGCUCGGCAUGUAGAUAUGAGAGGAUACAUCCUGGAUUUUUCGAACUGGUCAUUACCGAGUCUUGUCAACAUUGGGUUUUAUGGAGCAGACGGGAGGGAAGCGGAUGUGAAGGAACUUCUGGAAAGAUUGG
Molecule: messenger RNA, 853 nt
Organism: Acaulospora colombiana
Lineage: Eukaryota; Fungi; Glomeromycota; Glomeromycetes; Diversisporales; Acaulosporaceae
Source: the annotation of a GenBank genome assembly